Molecule: messenger RNA, 783 nt
Organism: Knipowitschia caucasica
Lineage: Eukaryota; Metazoa; Chordata; Actinopteri; Gobiiformes; Gobiidae
Source: the annotation of a GenBank genome assembly
AUGGACCCAGACGAGUCCACAGAGAGGGACCCAGACGAGUCCACAGAGAGGGACCCAGACGAGUCCACAGAGAGGGACCCAGACAAGUCCACAGAGAGGACUUCAGAAGAAGCUUCAGGAGCAGCUGCAGACGCCCAGAGCUCUCCUCUGCCUCAGCGCCUUCUCUCUCCAUCCUGGGAGCAGAACAAGGACACAGAACUUGAGCUGGACCUCCUCACCCCACAGUUCCUGGAGCUCCUCUUGAACUCUGACGGCUGUGUGGACAUCCUCCGUGCCUCCUCCAUCCUCCGCACCCAGAGCAGACGGCUGUACGACAUCACUGCUGUGCUCCGGAGUCUGCAGCUGGUGAAGAGAGAGGCCACCAGGGUGCGCUGGACUGGCUUGUGUCCCAUCUCCAGCUUCUUGUGGCCGCGGCACAAGCUGCAGAGAGAGUCAGAGAAACUGAAGCUGGUGGAGGAGACUCUGGACGGACUCAUCAAGACCUGUGCCCAGCAGCUCUUCACCAUGACGGACGACGCCAGCAACGCUCACUCAGCCUACGUGACUCUUGCUGACGUCCAGCAGCUGCCUGUGUUUCAGAACCAGACCGUUAUCGUGGUGCGAGCUCCAGAGGAAACUAAACUGGAAGUACCAUCACCGACUAAAGACCAGAUUCAGGUCCAGCUGAAGUCCGGCUCUGGUCCCAUCUCUGUUUUCAUGUGUGACGUUUGGCCUCAAGAAGCAACGAGCAGCAAGUUUGAGCUGAUCCAGAAGAGCCGCAUUCAGACCAGUCAGCUGGUCUGA